CGCGGCGCCGGCGGACGUCGUGGUGCCCACAGCUGGGAGUGCGUGCAUCGCAGAGCAGCUAGGCGCAGCCCGGCCACCGCCAUGGUGCACACCCGGAACAGGCUGCCGCCCACCAGAUACGUGCGGUGCGGCAUGGUGACGGUGAGCGAUGGCAAGAGCCGCCCGUCGCCGAUGCGGCUGCACCUGUCCAUGGAGCUGCUGCGGCUGCAGCGCGAGGAGCCGGCCCGCAACAACCCCCGCACCGCCCAGCUCUCGCCCACGCCGCUCGACUCCAGAGAGCGCAUCGUGAGCGUGACGAGGCAGAAGGUGGGCGGCCUGGGGCUCAGCAUCAAGGGCGGCGCCGAGCACAAGCUGCCUAUCCUCAUCUCGCGCAUCUUCAAGGACCAGGCCGCCGACCAGACGGGGCAGCUCUUCGUCGGCGACGCCAUCAUCAAAGUGAACGGGGAGUACAUCACAUCGUGUAAUCACGACGACGCGGUCAACAUCCUUCGCAACGCGGGAGACCUCGUCAUGCUGACCGUGAAGCACUACCGAGCCGCCACGCCGUUCCUGCAGAAGAGCUUGCACCGCGAGGAGUCGCCGCUGGACAACGAGAGCGCAAACCAGCUGCGCGCCGAGGACGGCUGGCGGUCGCGCUCGCCCAGCAGCGCCAGCGCCGGCAGCCACAGCCGGCCCACCUCGGACUCCUACUCGCCCAACGGCUCGCAGCGCCGCUGGGUCGACGUCAUCACGGUUCCUCUAAUGAUGGCGUACGUUACUCGUUACAUAUUUGGUACGGACAAACUACGGCCUAACUCCUUCGAAGUACGAGGACUGAAUGGUGUCAGCACUGGUAUUAUACACUGCGAUGAUGCUGCCAUCCUAUCUCAGUGGUUGAAGUAUAUCACAGACAAUAUAGUUGGACUGACGAAUCUUCAGAUGAAACUUUACAACCGUAACUUCCCUGCCACAGAACGAAUUGAAUACAUGGGAUGGGUCAAUGAAGGAAUACUCAACAACAAUCAACCAUGGCAAAAUUACAAACCACGUUUCUUAACACUGAAAGGAACUGAUGUGUUGUUGUUUGACUCACCUCCACUGAAUAUUAUGGACUGGCUUAAAUGCAAGUUGGUAUUCAAAGUUUAUCAGACCAUGUUCAGAGUCAUAAAGGAUUCUGAAAAUGUAGAUGAGAGACAGCACUGUUUUUUAAUACAGACAUCAGGUCAUGAAUCCAGAUAUCUGUCUGUUGAAACAAGACAAGAACUGCUACGGAUUGAAAAUGCAUGGCAUUGCUCUGUUUGUGCUGCAGUUAUGAAAUUGGGGAGCAAAACUUUCACUGUGACGACUUGUGGGAAGACGGCUGGUCUGACAUUGGACUGGAACAUGGGAUUUGCCCUUUAUGACACAGAAUCCAAAACAUAUUCUUGGAAAUAUAAAUUUUCUCAGCUAAAAGGUUCCUCUGAUGAUGGCAAAUGCAAACUGAAGCUCCAUUUUCAGGACAGUGAAACAAAAAUGAUAGAAACAAAAGAAUUAGAAACAUCAAAUCUUCAGAGCCUGCUCUUUUGUAUGCAUGCAUUUUUAACAGCUAAAGUAGCUUCAGUUGAUCCAGCCUUUCUGAGUUCAAAAACACCCUAGUCAGUUUUGUACAAAAUAGAUUAAUUAUUAUAAAUAAAUGUACAGAAAAUACCAUUAAGAUAAAUCAGUUUGUAUAUUGAAAUACAAAAAUAGUGAAAUAUAUUGUUUGUAAAUGUUAACAUUGAGAAAUGUGUCUAUCUGAAAACAAUACCUUUAUAAAUUUAUAAAUAUAUGUACAUACAAUCCUUGUUAUAUUGUUGUCUAUACUUCUUACUUACAAAAGCAAAAAAAAAUGUAUUGUUUACUUUUGUGUCUCAAUGAAAUUAUAUAUGAAUUUAUCACAUGAGUCUCAAAACCAAAGGACAAGGGCCAAAACAAAGUUUAAUCAGAAGCUUUAGAUUAUGAAAGAGUUUUUGGGAUUUUAUUUAUGUAUUUCAAUUUAUGAAAUCAAUACAGUUUUGGUGUACUUUUUACUACUUCAUUCAAGAACUUUUUUGUAAAUUGUAGCUGAAAAGAACAGACUGAAAGCGUUUCUCUGGCAGCAGCCAAGAAAUCACAAACAAAAAACUUUUUAAAUAAUGCCUAUUGUAAAAACUGCAAAACAUAUGUACUUCAUAAAGAUUUUAAUGUUGUUGUUGAUAAAGAGUAAGUUACAAAUUGGCCAAGAUUUCUUCCACUAUCUGAAUGUAAUUUGCUGCUCUGUGGGCACUACAAGACUGCAUCUUUGUGUAAAUGAGAAUCAAAUUCCCAUUUUAGUGACAGUCACGUGAUAUCAUUUGGAGUACCAGAGUAACUAUCUCUAAUACAUGUUACAGCAAUAAUUAAUAUGAAAGAACAUAACACAAAUAAUUAAUGAAGUACUUUCUUAUAUUUAAUUUAAACUCUUUGAUUUCUAAUAACUAUGGGGGAAAAGGAAGUGUUUUACAUUAUUUAUCACAUGAUUUACAAGGAACAGUUUAAAUCUGUGUGCGAACAACACAACCACUUUCUUUCGUACCACUACGUUGUUAGUGUCUUUGUUUUAUAUAUUCCACACAGUGACCACAGAGGAGGACAUACACAGUUCUCAGGUGAA
This is a messenger RNA of Schistocerca cancellata (South American locust), 2629 nucleotides long. RefSeq names its product gamma-1-syntrophin (gene Syn2). The coding region runs from base 82 to 1614 and encodes 510 amino acids. Lineage: Eukaryota; Metazoa; Arthropoda; Insecta; Orthoptera; Acrididae. Gene Ontology annotation, molecular function: protein binding; structural molecule activity. The record is from RefSeq and is a predicted model, not a curated record. The transcript is spliced from 10 exons. Gene Ontology annotation, cellular component: dystrophin-associated glycoprotein complex; intracellular anatomical structure.